Messenger RNA from Cyanistes caeruleus (blue tit), 2271 nucleotides. Lineage: Eukaryota; Metazoa; Chordata; Aves; Passeriformes; Paridae. The record is from RefSeq and is a predicted model, not a curated record.
UGCCAACGCCUCCCCUCUCCUCUCGGCAGCUCUAUGUAUUACGAUGAGGACGGGGAUCUUGCUCACGAGUUCUACGAGGAGACAAUCGUCACCAAGAACGGGAGGAAGCGCGCCAAGCUGAAGAGGAUCCACAAGAACCUGAUACCUCAGGGCAUAGUGAAACUAGAGCAUCCUCGCAUUCACGUGGAUUUCCCAGUGAUUAUCUGCGAGGUGUGAGUCCCAGACAUCGCUGCCUGCGGGUGGGAGGCCCUGCCCCACCGCCCCCAGCCUUGCCUGGCCAGGCUGCAUCGUGUUCCCACCGAGGAGGACUCCAGGAAUGUGGCGGGACGGUGGCUCUUCCCUCACCUGGAUGUGAGGCAGGAUGGAGCAGGCCCUCGCAGGAGAUGGGUGACUGUGUGCAACGACUGCUUAAAAACAUCCUUGCUUGAGUCAGAAGACUAAAAUACCUUUUGUAGCCUCUAGCCGACGUUUGAUGGGUAACUGGAACUGCAAACAAGCUGCUGUGAUUGAGCUGUGAAAGGGAGAGCAAGCCUGCACUUCUCACAAGAGAGAAUCCCCUGCUUCUCAGGUAUGCGGCCCAGGGAGAGCCAGGGCAUGGUAAUGCCCUGCCCUGCACCCCGAAGUCCCUGGGGCCCGCAGGUUAGAUGGCCAGUGUUGCAGCAUGUCCCUUUGACACCGGUAUGAUGUGAUGCUCCCCUGUGUGGGUUUGUUUCUGGAGGAUAAACAGGGCAGGCUGAGGGGUCUCAAAGCACAUCAGGCUGGCUGCUGCUCUCCUCUUGCAAAGGGGAUGGAGAUCAGAUGCCUUUCUCUUAGGCCUCGGUCUCUUCCCCCACUUCUUGGAAAACUGCAUUUCCCUGCUUAUGCCAGCGCUGGGGAGGUUGGCUUUGCUGCUGCCUGCUGGAGAACUCUGCAGUCCCUGGCCACUGCUGGUGGCAGCAAGGUCCCAGCUCUGCAGCAGACUUUCCUCCUCCAUUGUCACGCUGGCUCCUGCUGAGCGCCAUCCCUCGCCUGCUGUGGGGCUGGGCUGCCGGGCAGCUUCCUCACCCCCGCUGCUGUUUGAACAGAUACCUCCCUGUAGGCUGGGCCUCGACUGAGCCAAGCAGGAAAGGAAUCCUCUCUUCCUUCCCUGUGCCCCCAAAACAAUCAAUCAGCGUACCUGCCCCGGCUUGGAAAUCUCCCUGGCGAUGUGAACUGUGGUUCCUCCCGCAUCCCAGCUGGUGGCAGGAGGAGAAAUGCGAUGCACUUUAAAGGGAGGCUUUCUGCCCCACCUCAGAAGGUCCUGCUCUUUUCUCCUCUUUCCUCCCACCUGAGAAGGUCGAGGUCUUGGCGGCACUGAAGAACCUCUCACCCCUGCGUGUGUCCAGCUGCUGGGGGAAAGGCCUGACCCCAAAUGCCCCUUGGAGCAUGAGGAGUUGCUGCCUCCCCACUCGGCUGUGCCCAGACCAGGCAGGCAGAGGAGGACCGGCAGCAGGCACAGCUUUAAAGUGGGUCAGAGCCUACUCCCCACAGCAGCCAGCUCGGCUUUCCUCCUCUUUCCUUCCAGAACUUAUUUACUUUCUAAGCACUUCAGAUGUUUGCUACCUCGAUUUUUAAUUUAAGCUGCUGGCACUUGGCUGCCAGCCCUGUCGGUGUCUAAGUUGGAUGUAUCCAUCCCCGCGUCCGCCGAGAGCCGCCCGGGCGCGGGGCCACAUUCCCGGCUUCGGGGAGAUAACAGCGACGUGGCUGUUGCUGUCUUCCUGUCACCACCUCUUCCCUUCACGUCCCUCCACCCGCGGUUCCCAUCGACAGGAGUGAGCACACAGGGUGAAAUGGAUGUGCCGGCUGCCACCAGGCAUGGAAGUGGCAGGGCAGGGCUCGUCUACACUGUGAUGCUGGGCACUUCUUUCGUCAUCUUUUGUUCUGCUUGCUUGAAAGAGUCUUGUCUUAAAACAAUCCCUCACUGAAGUGUUUCUUAUUUGCACCACCUGCUCUUGAGUUUCUCCCUGGCUGGAGCUCCCUGGGAAGGGCACCCCUUGGGCUCCACAGGAGAGCAGGAGCUGCUGUCCCAGGAAGAGGAGAGAAAACCGUGGCCACACUGUCUGUGCUGCCUUGCCCCAGGUCUGUUUGAGGGCACGGGAAGCUGCACCGACCCCACCUUGGGCAUGGAGGAAAGAGGAGGAGGAGGAGUGGGAAGGGGGUUGGUGCUGCUUGCCUGCCCCAGUGGGGAGCCCCUCACCUGGCCACCAGCCAAAAAUCUGCUGGCAAGGCACGGCCCAAACCUGGGGGAGGGGG